AGUCGUUGUACCUACAUACUAGUAUAGGUGAUUAUUCCAGAAGCAUUGCUCGUCUUCUGCUCAGCACAUCAACAGCGCUCAGUCCGGCCCAGGUCGUUUGUAAAAAUGUAUUUAUUAUUAUUUUAUAUGUUGAACAAAACUACAGCUAUACAAACGUUGUUCGGCGGAACAAUGUUAUAAAUACACCCGGUGGCCGGAACGGCGCAUCAGUUUCAGCCUAAGCUUCUUCGGAUCGAGAUCGUUGAAAUAACCUAGCCGGUGUUCAUAUAAUUCGGAAGUUCGUGGACGUUAACUUUUACAACUUCAAUCGCGACAGAGCGUGGAAGUGAAGUGUGAUUAGUGAACAAGUUGAAGUGAAACCUUCAGAGUGAAAAGUGGUCGAAGAGAAAGAAGAGCGAAAUUUCUUGGAAGUGAAAUUCGCCCAUCGAUCGAUUGGAGAGGAUGAAAAGCUUCCCUCUUAUCUCGCUAGUGCUUUUGCUGUCGAUAUUCGCCUCUUCGAGAUGUUUCGACUUCUUCGGCGGGGAUACAUUGAGACGGUCACAUUUCGAUGACGAUUUUGCGAAUUGGCGAAAAGAAAGGCUCAAACCACUCGUCAGGGGCGAAGCAAGUGCAUUCGGUUUUGUAUGGCCAUUUAGUAACGAUGACGAUGAACCGAUUUCCAGGGAAGUGGCCGACUAUGAUCAGCAGGAAGCCGACAAUAGCCAAUCCGGACUGCGGGUUGUCGGACUGGAGCGGGAUCGAGAGUCGCUAGAAUCCGAUGCUGAGCGGCUUCCUGCGACAUUGGACGACUCAUCUGAAGUUGACCGUCAACCGCCGGUCAGACCGUACAAGCCAGAUCGUCCACCUCUAGAUACGAGUUCGCUUUUCCAGCACCACUUCAACACCUUCUUCAGUGCACCGGAAACAAGCUUCUUGGAGGGUGGUUUCCCCGGCUUUGGCUUCUUCGAUCUGCAACACAGCAAACCUUGGUGGAAGGGGGAAAACGUGUGCGUGGAGCGCGAAGAGCAGGAUGAGGAAGUCGACGGCGAAGACAACCACGAGAUUGCCGUAGAUGGCGGCAACUUCCAAAGUUUCGGCGUCUUCAACAUGAACUUUGAAUCGUGCGCCGAACGGCAAAACAAACAUGUCUGCACGUCUGUCAAAAACAAUAAUGGACGUAAGCGAACGGUUAAGGUCACUCGUCAAUGCUGCCAUGGCUAUGCCCGCCCGAGAAAUGGACCGCCAAAUGCUCAGUGCGAGAAAGUGGAUCUUCAUCCGAUUGCGGAAACUGCGGAACGACUCGGAGCGAAGGAGUUUGUCGCCACGUUGAAGAAGAGUGGCUUGGAGUCGAUGUUGGAGAAGGAUCUUACACUGUUUGCGGUGCCAGAUAGUGCUUACAGUCAAUUCACCGAGCAGAUGUGGGAAAAUAACCUGGUUGCUUUCGAUCCGGUGAUGCGUGCCAAACGACAAGCCGACAUUUCCGGAAUGACCGCUCGGGAUUUGAUUUUGGCGCAUGCCGUAAAUGGGUCCUAUCACAUCGAAGACGUCAGUAACGAGCAGCUGUUGAAAACGGAACUGGAAGGCACCAACAUCCGUGUGAACAUUUUCCCACGUGGGCCCUCGGAUAAAGGCUCAGAUCAUCCCUAUCGGUACACCGCCAACUGUGCGCCGCUUUUGAAGCUCAACCAUGUUGCCGAAAAGGGCAUUGUCCACGUUGUCGAUCGUGUUCUGCUACCCGUUAGAAGAAACAUCAUGCAGAUUAUUCGUGCCCGUGACGACAUGACCGUGUUGAGAACCAUCCUGGAGAAGACUGGCCUGAGUAAAAUGCUGGAAGAGGUCGGCGAUGACAAGCAUUUUACUGUCUUUGCUCCGAACGACGACGCUUUCCUGAAGCUGGACAAAGACAUUCGCCGCAAGUUGAAGGCCGGCAGCGGAUGCGCCACCAAUAUCCUGAAAAAUCACAUCUUAGAUAUCACUUUCUGCUCUCUGGCUGCCGUCAACGGAGUGAAAACGACUACCUACAACAUGCUGAAUGAAAAGCUGGAGUUUGAAUACGCUUCUAUGGCGAAAACCGAGGUUGAAGACAUGUCCAGCAAAAAGGAACAACGUUUGAAAAUCAAUGGUGUUGCAACAAUCGGGGAAACGGAUUUGAUGGGAACGAACGGAGUUGUCCAUGUUAUCGACUCUGUGCUGUCUACAGAUAGCGGCAUGCCGAUCUCAAAUACGCUGGCCAACCGCAAUUUGACAAUCUUUAAGCAGCUGAUCGAUGAUGCCGGUCUAGAGGAUGAGUUCGAUAGCCUUUCCAACAAAACGUUCUUCAUUCCUUCGGACAAAGCUUUCGAGCAGUCCGAGGCUGGACAGUACUGGAUCAAACAACUCAAGGAACACCCAGAAAGCUUGCGAGAUAAUGCUCGUCUGAGGGAGUUUUUGCAAUACCACGUGGCUGAGCCGUUGAUUAAGACGUGUGAUCUUCAGGAGAAUAUGGUUAAAACGGGUGCAGGGCAAGAACUUCGAGUUAAUUUGUACAACACGAAUCCCGUCUUCACAAAUAUUAUGAAUCGUGCCACAGUUAAUUGUGCUCGUUUGAUGCACUUUGAUGAUGAGACCUGCGGAUCAGUGGUACAUGAGGUCGAUAAAGUCCUUGAAGUGCCAAAAUCGGAUCUUCUGGGAGCUCUCAGAGCCAAUCCCGACUACAGUAUGUUCCUACAACUGGUUGAAAAGGCGAAUCUUACCGAACUGCUCAGCACGGCCAACGAGAGUUUCACCGUGUUCGUGCCAAAGAAUGACGUAUUUCUCGAAGUGAAGGAAUGGUUCGAUGAAACAAUGCAGAAUGCGGACGACCUGGAUAACGUCAUUCGAUGGCAUAUUGUCCCGAACGUUGUGUGCUGCGCCGGAAUUGUUCAGUCUGAUUGGCCAUUUAUUAGAACUACGGAAACCAUCAAUCAGCAGCGUCUGAAAUUGAAUCGCGACCGUCGCCCGCAGGUGCAGAAUGCUGGCAUCACAAAGUGCGACAUUGUCGCCAAGAAUGGAAUUAUUCAUGAGAUUAACGACGUUAUUAGUGUGCAGAAGAAGGUGCGCGCUGAGGCCCAAGGCUUCCCUAGUUUUACCCGACCACUUACAUUCUGGUUUAAAUGAGCAACGUGAAAGAAAUCUCGCAACAAAAUGCACUGAAUCUAUUUGUUUAAGAACUUAUUUAAUGCUCUUAUAUUUUAUAAACACUGAUCAUCCUACUUGUUAAUUAUUUCAACAAGUGUACGAUACUGUACAAUCGCUGUAAGUUUGUCUGAGAUCUAAUAAAGUUUCUAUUUAUAUCAAA
Molecule: messenger RNA, 3295 nt
Organism: Aedes aegypti (yellow fever mosquito)
Lineage: Eukaryota; Metazoa; Arthropoda; Insecta; Diptera; Culicidae
Product: transforming growth factor-beta-induced protein ig-h3
Exons: 9
Coding region: 442-3114 (890 amino acids)
Biological process (GO): cell adhesion; extracellular matrix organization
Cellular component (GO): extracellular matrix
Molecular function (GO): cell adhesion molecule binding
Source: RefSeq, a predicted model, not a curated record